CAACAGUUUCGGAUCAUGGUGGAGAAUAGGAAGUCUUUUGGGAUCAAGACUCAACGGCAGUUGUUCCAGCAGGAGAGGCAAAUCCAUGCCUUGAAACAAGAGCACGACGAGAUCAAUUUACUUCUGAGUAUCACCAAGUCGCCGCGGAACCUUUUCAUCGACGACCGCAACUGCAUGGAGCUUAAAUUCCUUUUGCAGACCAAAGACGAGUACGACGCCCUCAUCAGAGCCACCAAGGCCUUGAUCUCUGAACUGGACGACAAGAUAACGGAACUGGAGAACAAGAUUAAGAAACAGAAAAUGCUUGUGAUCAAAAUGAGGCAGGAGUACGACGGCAGGUGGUUGCAGAAGCAGGUCCAGCUCUUGGACAACCGACUCAACCACGUCACGGUUUAUUUUGACACCAUCCUGACCACCAAUGCCAAACUCCGCGAGGAGAUAGAGAACCUCCAGUGCCGGAAGUCUGUCUUUGAUACCAUCUACUCCCGGCUUCACAAACAGCUAGAGCAGCAGAGGAAGACAAUGGAGUUGUCUAUUGAGCAGUCGACGCAGGCCUACGAGCAAAGGGUGGAGGCCCUUGCCAGGAUCUCUGCGAUGAAGGAGCGGCGCUGCAAGGACAUUGCGCAGUUCAACAUUGAGUUUCGGGAGCUGGAGCGGAUCUACAACCACGAGACCAAGCUGAAAGCCUUCAUGCUCAUCAAGCUGGUCGACCGCUCGGAAUUUGAGGAGCAGGCCAAAAAGGAAGAAGCUCUCAAGGCCAAGAAGCGAGCCAAGUCCAAGGGGGAGAGCUUUGAGAGUUACGAGGUUGCCUACAUGCGGCUGAUGAAGCUGACGGAAAACGGGGACAUUGAUCUGCUGGUGGAGGAAUUCAUUGAGAAGGAGGAGAAGAACUUUGCCUACUUCAGCUACGUCACUGAGCUGAACAAUGACAUGGAGAGGCUGCAGAAGAGGAUCGAAGACAUCCAGAAUGAAAUCAGCAAGCUGAAAUCCGAGCACAAGAAGGCAGAAGACAUCAUUCACAGCAAUAUGAAAGAAAUAGAGGAGAAGCUGCAGAAGACCACGGAAGAUGCCAACCUGUACGAAUACAAGCUGAAAGAGAGCAGCAAGAUCCUGGACCAGCUGAAGCAGGCGGUGGACUUCCUGUUCAAGCAAACUGGCUGCGAUGCCACCAAGAUCAGGGAGCACCUGGGCGAGACGGGGGAGAUAACAGAUCAGAACCUGAUGCAGUAUUUCAGCAUCGUGGAGAAGAAAAGCAACGACCUCUUGCUGAUUGAAUCUUUCCUACGCUACAAGGAGCUGGAGGGGGAGCUGGACUCAGUCCCCAUGCUGAACCCCUUUUUGGGCGGCUCCGCCUUCCUGAAGAAACUGGAGGCCAUUAAGAUUACGGCACCUUCUCUCAGCGUCGAUCCCUUCGCGGAGACGCUGGAGCCCUUGGAGGGUCCUCUGGACCACAGCACCCUGCGGGCAAUGAUCCUGGAGAGGGAGAAAUCGCGUAAGACCUCAGUGGAGAGAAUGGACGGCAGCCGAGAAAAAAAGAAGUACUCCACCUUACCCUAAGAGAAGGCAGGCAGGCACCCCGGCCAGGAAGCCCAGGGAUUCUCAGCCCAG
Molecule: messenger RNA, 1608 nt
Organism: Zootoca vivipara (common lizard)
Lineage: Eukaryota; Metazoa; Chordata; Lepidosauria; Squamata; Lacertidae
Gene: CCDC63
Product: coiled-coil domain containing 63
Biological process (GO): cilium movement; outer dynein arm assembly
Cellular component (GO): axoneme
Source: RefSeq, a predicted model, not a curated record